Candida tropicalis MYA-3404 is the source of this 780-nucleotide messenger RNA. Its product is annotated as putative serine hydrolase. The record is from RefSeq and is a predicted model, not a curated record. The coding region runs from base 1 to 780 and encodes 259 amino acids. The transcript has a single exon. Lineage: Eukaryota; Fungi; Ascomycota; Pichiomycetes; Serinales; Debaryomycetaceae. Gene Ontology annotation, cellular component: cytoplasm; nucleus.
AUGUCAAAGAAAAUCUUGUGUUUGCCGGGCUAUUUGCAAAAUGGUUCCACUUUUGCAGCUAAAUCUUCCGGUAUUCGUAAAAUUUUAACCAAAAAAUUAAAUUUCGAAUUAGAUUACGUGGACCCAUGUCAUAAAAUUGAAUCCUGGCGUGAAUUUUCUUUCCCAAUUGCUCCAACACCUGAAGAAUCAGACAAGACUUGGGAAUCUAUUGUUGCUAGUGGUAAUAAUGUUCGUUGGUUUGAACAUAAGGAACCAGGUGUCAAUAUUGGAUUAGAAGAAAGUGUUGAAUACUUGAUCAAUCAUAUCAAACAAAACGGUCCUUAUGAUGGUAUUAUUGGUUUUUCUCAAGGGGCUGCAAUGGCUGAAUUUUUAACCAAUUGCAUAAGAAAGUUAUUGCCUUCCCAUCCUGAUUUCAAGGUUAGUUUGUUUAUCUCGGGUUUUUUCUUAACUGAACCAGUUAAUGGUGAUAAUUCUUUGGCACAUAGAGAAGAACUUCACGAUCUUACUGAUUUGGAAGAAUACAAGAAACAAGUCAAAAUUUCUCCUGAUGUUGAAAAAUAUUGUAUUCCUCCAGAAGAUUUAACAACUAAAGUCUGUAUUGUCUAUGGUGAUGGAGAUAACAUUGUCUCUCCGAUUAGAGCUAAAUACAUGGCUAGUUUCUAUAACUCACCACAUGUAUUCCCACAUGAAGGUGCCCACUAUGUUCCAAACAAAAAGGGUUUCCUUGAACCUAUUGUCAAAGUUUUUGAUGAGGCAAUGAAUGAAAAACCAUUGUUGUAG